Brassica rapa (field mustard) is the source of this 3309-nucleotide messenger RNA. Its product is annotated as calcium-dependent protein kinase 17. Gene Ontology annotation, biological process: protein phosphorylation. Gene Ontology annotation, molecular function: calcium ion binding; protein kinase activity; ATP binding. The record is from RefSeq and is a predicted model, not a curated record. Lineage: Eukaryota; Viridiplantae; Streptophyta; Magnoliopsida; Brassicales; Brassicaceae.
AUCUCUCUUCCUCCUUGAGCUUGUUACCUCCUUCCUCUCCCCCACCGCAACAAUGGGAAACUGUUGUUCUCAAGGACGGGACUCAGCCGAUAACGCAGAUGGAUACACACAAGACAAGGGCAUAACCGCUUCAACUGCUGAACCUUCCGUACCACAAUCCAAACACGCCCCUCCUUCUCCUCCCCCCGCAACAAAGCAAGGCCCUAUAGGACCUGUCUUAGGUCGACCUAUGGAAGAUGUAAAAUCUUCAUAUUCUCUAGGGAAAGAGUUAGGUCGUGGACAGUUUGGUGUCACGCACCUCUGCACGCAGAAGGCAACAGGUCAGCAGUUCGCUUGCAAGACCAUUGCCAAAAGGAAGCUUGUGAACAAAGAAGACAUUGAGGAUGUAAGAAGGGAAGUGCAGAUAAUGCAUCACAUGACCGGUCAGCCAAACAUUGUUGAGCUUAAAGGAGCUUAUGAAGACAAACAUUCUGUGCAUUUGGUCAUGGAGCUUUGUGCUGGUGGAGAGUUGUUCGAUAGGAUUAUUGCUAAAGGACAUUACUCGGAGAGAGCAGCUGCUUCUUUGUUGAGAACCAUUGUUCAGAUUAUCCAUACUUGUCAUUCCAUGGGGGUUAUUCACAGAGAUUUGAAGCCUGAGAACUUUCUGUUGCUCAGCAAAGAUGAGAACGCUCCUCUCAAGGCCACUGACUUUGGUUUGUCUGUUUUUUACAAGCCAGGAGAUGUGUUUAAGGAUAUUGUGGGUAGUGCUUAUUACAUUGCACCAGAGGUUUUGAAAAGGAAGUAUGGACCAGAAGCUGAUAUUUGGAGUAUUGGUGUUAUGUUGUAUAUCCUCUUAUGUGGUGUUCCACCAUUUUGGGCUGAAUCGGAGAAUGGAAUAUUCAACGCCAUCCUAAAGGGACAUGUUGAUUUCUCAAGUGAUCCAUGGCCAUCACUCUCACCUCAGGCGAAGGAUCUUGUAAAGAAGAUGCUCAACUCUGAUCCCAAGCAAAGACUAACUGCUGCUCAAGUUCUCAACCAUCCAUGGAUCAAGGAGGAUGGAGAAGCACCAGAUGUUCCUCUUGACAAUGCGGUGAUGUCCAGGCUCAAGCAAUUCAAAGCAAUGAACAAUUUCAAGAAAGUUGCAUUGCGGGUGAUAGCAGGUUGCUUAUCAGAGGAAGAGAUCAUGGGGUUGAAGGAGAUGUUUAAAGGCAUGGACACUGAUAGCAGUGGAACAAUUACACUCGAGGAGCUAAGACAAGGACUCGCUAAGCAAGGUACAAGGUUGUCAGAAUACGAAGUCCAACAGUUAAUGGAAGCUGCUGAUGCUGACGGUAAUGGAACAAUAGACUAUGGUGAGUUUAUUGCAGCUACAAUGCAUAUUAACAGACUUGACAGAGAAGAACAUCUCUACUCAGCCUUCCAACACUUUGACAAAGACAACAGUGGGUAUAUCACAAUGGAAGAGCUGGAGCAAGCUCUUAGGGAGUUUGGCAUGAAUGAUGGCAGAGACAUUAAAGAGAUAAUCUCCGAGGUUGAUGGAGACAAUGAUGGUCGGAUAAACUAUGAUGAGUUUGUGACAAUGAUGAGAAAAGGAAACCCUGAUCCUAUCCCAAAGAAGCGACGUGAGCUUUCAUUUAAAUGACCAGAGUAGAGGAAGAGAGAAGAUAGAAAGAGAGCAGAACAUGAUUAUGAGAAACUCAUGCUAAUCACUGAACUGGAGGAGAUCUAGAAGGUGGGAGGAGAAGGCUCAAGAAGUUUUAAAAAAAAAAUCAUCAAGUGAGAAUUUGAUUGUAUGUACAUUUUCUCUUCUAGUUGUUUACUACUUAAAGUGACAUGGGUUUCUCAAUGUACUUAAAACUUCUCUUGUAUGUGUUAGUGAUAUUUGUUCUUACUUAAUUACUGGCAAAAACACUUGAAAACAUACAAAGCUAAACACAACAUCAACAAUGGCAAUGUUCACAUUCUAGUAUCUAGGCUAAUCAUCUUAAUUAGAAUAUCCAGAUGUACUCAGGCAAUGAUUAUCAAUUAGACCACAGAGAUGGAUGUUACAGGAAGUUCAAUGCACUGUCGUCAAAAUGGAGUGAGAAGGAAGAUUCUUAACUAGAGGCAAUUCAACAGGAGUUAUCACUGAGUAGGUAAGCUUCCUCAAGCUCAUACAUAUCAAAAAAGGUUGGAUGCGGCUAUUAAUUAGUAGUAGUACCCUCACGGCUCUGAGACGUAAGCUGUUCUAAUUGCAAUCCAUCUCCUUUUCUAACCUCAGCGUUCCUAAUGGAUUUUCAUUAUUAUUUAUAUAUAUAAAUUCCAAGGUUUUUAAUGUGAUUUUAUUUGUUCAAGGUGACGAAUGGAUGGUACAAGAAGCUGGGAGAAAGAAUAUGGACGCCUUGGUUCCUUAAUGCAUAGCAUUGUUUCCCUCAGCAAAGAAGAAUCAAGGUUUAGAUUUUAUUCAUCUAGUGAAAGAGGUAGUGGAGGGAAAGGGGAGGAUGGUUAAGACUGUAGAGACAGUGAGUAUUGCAGAGAACACCAAUGCCAACCAGUCGUUGGGAGAUGGUAAACCAAUGUACAAUUACUUCAUCAAAGUCGAGUAAGUCUGCACGUAGUUACGAAGCUUGAGUUUGUUGUUUGUUUUUUUUGACACAAUUAAAACACCAAACUGAAAUAAUAAUUGAACCCCACGGGUGUCGUCCACAACCAAACAGAAUCUCGUUGAAAGAGAAAGGUUACCAGAUUUACACUGAAACCUGUCGUUAUAAAAUGAUUAUGCUAGGACGAUCUGCCCACUAAAAUACUCUUUAUUUCUUUCUUUCUUAAGUAUGAUUGAUAGUCAUAUGGAUAUGGAUGAGGGUAUUCACGUCACGUGUCUUCAAAUUAUGCAAGGUCCACCAGAGGACGUUGAUACUAAUUUUGGAUCAUUAAACUAAUUGUAAGAAAAUUUACUGGUUCGUACGUACCCUAUGAACUUAUAUUUCCAAUUCAUUAUUAUGUUUAUAGAAUAUGUAUAACUUUGUGGAUGAUGGACAUGCAUGAAUCACGACGGAACGUCACCCCCACACUCUCCUGAUUUUUGCUAAAAUUGGCUCAGUAUGAUUUAUCUAUUCAGAUAUCACCGAGUGUCUCCACUCAAAGUCAGACUCGUAGUACUAUGUUGAACCACCUUUAGUUUAUUUGUAUUGUUCAUUUCAUCACCCAAAUUUUAUAAAUUAGUUAUUUUUCUUUUUUUUUGUCGACUAUAAAUUAGUUAUUUCUAACGAAUGAUUGUUUCAGUUUCAAGAAAAAAUAAUGGAAGAGUCAAAAAUAGUUCUAAAAAGUGUCUAAGAAGUGCAUAAAUUAAUU